Messenger RNA from Lycium barbarum (goji berry), 2208 nucleotides. RefSeq names its product WD40 repeat-containing protein HOS15-like. The coding region runs from base 139 to 1869 and encodes 576 amino acids. Lineage: Eukaryota; Viridiplantae; Streptophyta; Magnoliopsida; Solanales; Solanaceae. The transcript is spliced from 14 exons. The record is from RefSeq and is a predicted model, not a curated record. Gene Ontology annotation, cellular component: histone deacetylase complex. Gene Ontology annotation, molecular function: transcription corepressor activity; protein binding. Gene Ontology annotation, biological process: regulation of transcription by RNA polymerase II.
UCCAAAUCACCGAGCUAUAGCAAUAAGCGGUGAAGAUGACGUUUGCUACGGAAAAAUGUACAUCUAAAUUGUAACGUCUCCCUUCGUACAUAUCUCUUUCCUCAAGCACAUGGUGUUUGUUUUCUCCGUUUCGCAACGAUGAUCUCUAUUACCUCCUCCGAGCUUAACUACCUCGUUUUCCGCUACCUUCAAGAAUCAGGGUUCACGCAUGCAGCAUUUGCUUUAGGAUAUGAGGCAGGGAUCAAUAAGAGCACAAUAGAUGGAAAUUUAGUUCCUCCUGGUGCUCUGGUUACCUUUAUCCAGAAGGGAAUUCAAUAUCUCGAAUUGGAAGCAAAUUUGAGCAAUGAUGACGAUAUGGACGAGGACUUCCAGUUUUUACAACCCAUUGAUCUUAUCACCAAGGAUGUAUAUGAGCUACAGAAAAUAAUAAAAGAAAAAAAGGAAAAGCUUCGGAAAGAUAAACCUAGGGGAAAGGACAAGGAUAACAAUGACCAUGAGAGGGAGCAUGAACGGGAACCUGCUAUAGGACCUGCUAGGGAUCCUGUUAAAGAAAGAGAGAAGGAAAAACAACAGAAGGAAAAAGAGCGAGAUCGAGAAAGAGAAAGGAUUGAGAAAGAUAAGGAGAGAGAAAAAAAUAAGGAGAAAGAAAAACCACGUGAGGAUCUUAUGGACAUGAGACCCAAUGGAGAUAAAGAGAUUGUUAGACAUGAGGAGAAUGGAAAGGCUGGAGUAGAUCCAGAGCCCAUGGAGAUUUGCACAAGCUCAACCUCCUUGCCAUGUGAAAUCCUAAGUUCUGAUUUACUGGUUUUGGAAGGCCAUACAUCCGAGGUUUUUGCAUGUGCCUGGAGUCCAGAUGGUUCACUUCUUGCAUCUGGGUCUGGAGAUUCUACUGCUAGGAUUUGGAGAAUUGGGGAUGGUCCUUGUAAUUCCCAUAUGCAAAAUGGGCCAGUAAAUGUCAUGGUAUUAAAGCAUUUUAAAGGUCGAACAAAUGAGAAAAGCAAGGAUGUCACUACACUUGAGUGGAAUGGCGAGGGAAACCUACUUGCAACAGGUUCUUAUGAUGGCCAAGCAAGAAUUUGGAACCGAGAUGGGGAACUGGUAAAUACUCUAAUCAAACAUAAAGGGCCAAUCUUCUCUUUGAAGUGGAAUAAGAAAGGUGAUUAUCUCCUUAGUGGUAGUGUAGACAAAACUGCAAUUGUGUGGGAUGUAAAGUCAGGCGAAUGGAAGCAGCAAUUUGAAUUUCAUACAGCUCCAACUCUUGAUGUUGAUUGGCGAAACAACAAUUCCUUUGCGACCUGCUCCACUGAUAACAUGAUUUAUGUUUGUAAAGUUGGAGAGAGUCGGCCUGUCAAAACUUUCUCCGGGCAUCAGAGUGAAGUCAAUGCAAUCAAGUGGGACCCUUCAGGAUCCUUGUUGGCGUCAUGCUCUGAUGACACCACAGCUAAGAUAUGGAGCGUGAAACAAGAUGCCUGCUUGCAUGAUUUCAGAGAACAUUCCAAGGAGAUCUACACCAUCAGAUGGAGUCCAACUGGCCCUGGUACAAGCAACCCAAAUCAACAGUUGUUGCUGGCAAGUGCCUCGUUUGACUCCACAGUGAAGCUAUGGGAUGUUGAAAUUGGCCGCCUCGUCCACAGCUUGAAUGGCCAUAGGGAUCCUGUCUACUCUGUCGCAUUUAGUCCAAACAGUGAGUACUUGGCAACUGGGUCAUUGGAUAGAUGCUUGAAUAUAUGGUCUGUCAAAGACGCCAAGAUCAUAAAAACGUACAGUGGAAAUGGCGGAAUCUUUGAAGUGUGCUGGAACAAGGAAGGCAACAAGGUCGCAGCUUGUUUUGCAGACAAUGUGGUCUGUGUCUUUGAUGUUCGGAUGUAGGGGUUGAGGAACAAACAUGAAAAAGUUCAUGUUGAAGAUAGGCGAAAUCCAUGCACUUGUAACAAGCAAUGUGUGAAUUUGUGACAAAUGUCUGCUUAGUCGCAUGUAGAAUUGUAGAACAAUUGGUAUUCAAAUCGUAUUUAUAGCGUGUUGUAGAUAUGCCGGUAGGAUCAUGGCACUGACCUAGGUUUAGGUUUUGGGACAGCUGAAGCUGUAUUUAUACCAUUGUACUGUGUUGAAGUGAGGAAGCUGAAGCGUGUACUGUCGUAACUGUAUUUGUUGCCCAAAUGCUGAUAUCGAGUUACAUUAAUUGUAUUUUCUCCUCCAGUUUCAGGUUGA